GUAUACUCUUUCACCUUGUACAUUUAUGCCUCCCUUGCUAUGAGCAGGGCAUCCAUUUCAAUGUCUAAUGGUCAAACUGUGAUUAAAUAUUGUAGGGCAAAUGACGAAGGAGUAGGGAUGACAAUUUCUGUCCCGUCCCAUGCUCAUAAAGAAUUGAAUGAAGUGGGGUUUUGCUUCUCUCAAAAGAUGUUAAGUUCAAGUGUUAAUGGUAGUAACUCAAAUCGGUUGACAUACGUCAACAACAAUUGUUGGAGAUGUAAUAAAAAGGUCACUACUCGAAUUUCUAAGACCGAUCGAAACAAAAACAAGUUAUUCUAUUCUUGUAAUGAUUUUGGUGGUUUUGUUGGAUGGUGCUUGCCUAUGAAUUCAGAAUGUAAGGGUCAUGAAAUUCCAAGAGAAGUGCCAACUGUCGGCGAACAAGUUCGAUGUAUCACGGAACAACUUCGAGCUAUGACGGAACAACUUCGAAUUCAUAGCACAAAGAUGCAAAAGUUUAUAUAUAUAUGUGCAAGUUAGAAGUAGAAGUAGACGUAAAUAUACAAGUAGAAGUACAGUGAAUACUCUUGUAUGGUUUUGUGAUGUUUUGGAGGAAGUUAUGUUUUGUUAUGUAUUGAAACCUAAUUAUUGUACCUGUUUUGUUGUGAGUGGAAUAGAAAAUGACUUAUUUAAACUUGUA
Molecule: messenger RNA, 676 nt
Organism: Camellia sinensis
Lineage: Eukaryota; Viridiplantae; Streptophyta; Magnoliopsida; Ericales; Theaceae
Source: RefSeq, a predicted model, not a curated record